CGUCAGAUUUAGCGCGAUUCAUUUGGUUUCCCCUGCAAUUUUCUCCGACAGUGUACACCAGAGGCUACACAAAGUUAAUUAGCACAAUGGUGAAGAUAUGCUGCAUAGGAGCUGGAUAUGUCGGUGGUCCAACCAUGGCAGUCAUUGCUCUAAAAUGCCCAUCUGUUGAAGUAGCCGUUGUUGAUAUCUCUGUGCCAAGGAUCAACGCCUGGAACAGCGACCAGCUCCCCAUCUACGAGCCUGGUCUUGAUGACGUGGUUAAGCAAUGCCGUGGAAAGAAUCUUUUCUUCAGCACCGACGUUGAGAAACACGUGAGAGAGGCUGACAUUGUCUUCGUCUCUGUCAACACCCCGACCAAGACCCGCGGUCUUGGAGCAGGGAAAGCUGCGGACUUGACUUACUGGGAGAGCGCGGCGCGUAUGAUCGCGGACGUUUCUGUUUCCGACAAGAUCGUUGUCGAGAAAUCAACUGUCCCUGUCAAAACCGCAGAGGCCAUCGAGAAGAUUCUUACGCACAACAGCAAAGGAAUCAAGUUCCAGAUUCUCUCCAACCCUGAGUUCCUCGCUGAAGGAACCGCUAUCGAAGAUCUUUUCAAACCGGACCGUGUUCUCAUCGGUGGUCGUGAAACAACCGAAGGGUUUGCAGCUGUCAAGGCCUUGAAAGAUGUUUAUUCCCAGUGGGUUCCUGAAGAGAGAAUCCUCACCACCAAUCUCUGGUCAGCCGAGCUUUCAAAGCUUGCAGCUAACGCAUUCUUAGCACAGAGGAUCUCAUCAGUAAACGCAAUGUCUGCGCUCUGUGAAGCAACAGGCGCCAAUGUAUCAGAAGUCUCAUACGCCGUCGGUAAAGACUCAAGGAUCGGUCCCAAGUUCUUGAACUCGAGCGUCGGGUUCGGAGGAUCAUGUUUCCAGAAAGACAUCCUCAACUUAGUCUACAUCUGCGAAUGCAACGGCUUGCCCGAAGUCGCAGAGUACUGGAAACAAGUCAUCAAGAUCAACGACUACCAGAAAACCAGAUUCGUCAACCGCAUCGUCUCCUCGAUGUUCAACACAGUCUCCAACAAAAAGAUUGCUGUUCUCGGCUUCGCCUUCAAGAAAGACACGGGAGACACGAGGGAAACGCCAGCCAUCGAUGUCUGCAAAGGCCUUUUAGGUGACAAAGCUCGUAUCAGCAUAUACGACCCGCAAGUCACUGAAGAGCAGAUCCAGAGAGACUUGACCAUGAACAAGUUCGACUGGGACCACCCGCUUCAUCUCCAGCCCAUGAGUCCCACCACUGUGAAGCAAGUCUCUGUCGCUUGGGACGCGUACGCUGCGACCAAAGACGCUCACGGUAUCUGCAUUUUGACGGAGUGGGACGAGUUCAAGAAACUGGAUUACGAGAGGAUCUUUGAGAAUAUGCAGAAGCCUGCUUUUGUUUUCGAUGGUAGGAACGUUGUGGAUGCUGAGAAGCUGAGGAAGAUUGGGUUUAUUGUUUACUCUAUUGGUAAGCCUUUGGACCAGUGGCUCAAGGACAUGCCUGCUCUUGCCUAAAC
This is a messenger RNA of Brassica oleracea var. oleracea, 1531 nucleotides long. Its product is annotated as UDP-glucose 6-dehydrogenase 3. Gene Ontology annotation, cellular component: cytosol; nucleus. NCBI's taxonomy places the organism in Eukaryota, Viridiplantae, Streptophyta, Magnoliopsida, Brassicales, Brassicaceae. Gene Ontology annotation, biological process: glycosaminoglycan biosynthetic process. The record is from RefSeq and is a predicted model, not a curated record. The transcript is spliced from 2 exons. Gene Ontology annotation, molecular function: NAD binding; UDP-glucose 6-dehydrogenase activity. The coding region runs from base 87 to 1529 and encodes 480 amino acids.